Messenger RNA from Phoenix dactylifera (date palm), 975 nucleotides. RefSeq names its product vacuolar acid trehalase. NCBI's taxonomy places the organism in Eukaryota, Viridiplantae, Streptophyta, Magnoliopsida, Arecales, Arecaceae. The record is from RefSeq and is a predicted model, not a curated record.
CAGCGGCCAUAUCCGAAAGGGGGCGUGGAGGAAAGGAGGAGCCGGGGGGAAACAUUUCUUUAGUUUUAAUGGCUACGGCUACUUUCCAGAUCUUCUGGCCUCGACUACCUUCGAGUCGUUACUCCAAUAGCCUAAAAUUUCAUGCUUCUCUCGCUUCCCUUUCUCCUUCUUCUUCUUCUUUAAAGCUCUGUUGUUCUACCGCCUUCCUGAAGAAGGGCAACGAACGAUUUCCUCGGCAACCCAUAGCAUCAUCAGAAGGGUUUCCUAGUGAGUUGGUUGAAGAUUCAAAAUUCGUUCCUUUAAAUGCUGAUGAUCCUGUCUAUGGUCCACCUGCUUUAUUGCUAUUGGGAUUUGACGCAGAUGAAAUGGACAUGAUUAAGAACUUUCUAAGAGAGCUAGAUGGUGAGUUUUUAAAGGUUAUUUAUUGUACCGAAGAUAUGAUGAAGCUAUCAGUUUGGGAUGCAAUGCAUAUUGAACAAUGUGAUCUAGAAGAUGUGAAGAUUGCAAAAUCAUUGCCAAGAAUAUGCUUCUUAUCUGGCUUAAGUGGCGAAGAGAUGAUGAUGUUUGUUGAUGCAUUUCCAGAAACUGGACUGAAACCAGCUGUAUUUGCAGCACUUGUACCUAAUAGUGCAGAUAAACUACUUGGAGAUGUGAUUGAAGAGAUCAUGGGGGACCACGAAAUGCUGUCAGGUAAGCAGUCAAGUUAGAUUACGCCAUUAUACAAGAAGAAAAAAUGAUCUGGUCAUAGUAAUGUCUUCGCCGACACAAAGUACUUGGGCCAACCAGUGCAGAGGAAAGAACUGCUUCCAGAAAGACUUUGUCCUGGUUUUGUAGUCCCUGUAAAACCAAAAUAUGAAAUUUGUUCGAGGGCAUAAAGUAUCAUGACGGCCAUCUGUAGCUGCUUCCGAAAUCACUAGAACUGUAUAUUAAUACACUAUUAUAUGAAAUAUACAUACUUAUUUGUUCAUUCGUUAA